Molecule: messenger RNA, 2327 nt
Organism: Tachysurus vachellii
Lineage: Eukaryota; Metazoa; Chordata; Actinopteri; Siluriformes; Bagridae
Gene: stpg1
Product: sperm-tail PG-rich repeat containing 1
Exons: 9
Coding region: 87-1061 (324 amino acids)
Biological process (GO): epigenetic programing of male pronucleus
Cellular component (GO): germinal vesicle; male pronucleus; female pronucleus
Molecular function (GO): chromatin binding; histone binding
Source: RefSeq, a predicted model, not a curated record
CGCAAAGUGACGUCACUACCAUGGCAACAAGCUGUUGACCAACUGAAUGACCCAUAAAAGUUCAGCAGUCUGUGUGCGCAGUAGAGAUGGGGGAGGGGUGUGUGAGAGCGGAUCCUGGCUGUAUGAAGUUUCCUGGUUCCUCCUCCAUUCCGACCAAAUACCAAACUGUGAUCAUCAGUAAUGUGGAGAAGAAAGGCUUCAGCUCCCAGGCCAAGCGUUUCACACCCUCUAUAAACGAGAAUCCCGGCCCAGGCUCGUAUUUGUCCCACAAGUCCGCUGACUCCUGCAGUCCGUCUUACUCCAUGAAAGGAACCGGAAGCUUCGCGUCAAAGGCUCUCAGAGUCAGCCGUAAACCACAGACACAUACAUCUCCGGCCCCCAACAUCUAUAACCUGCAGAGCUCGCUGCUUCGAAAGCACGACUUCAACAGGGACGUUUCCAGAACCUUCCACCUGCCCAUCGCUGUUCGGACUCCAAACACUCACCAGAAAUCACCAGCACCAAACCAGUACAACGUGUGUUACAGUGGAGUGGAGGUGAACUCAGUCGUAUCAGCUCAGGCUGCUUUUCUCUCUAAAACAAAACGCAGUGAUGUUUGUCCUUCUGCAGCAAAAGGACCGUCUCCAUGUCACUACAACGUGAAGGACACAGUGAUACAGAAAUCCCCUAUAAUACCGUUGUCCUGCUUCAAGUCCACUUCCUCCAGGAUUCAGACUUCAGUAAGGAGUGAAGGCCCGGGUCCAGGAUCGUACAGUCCUUAUAAAACUCCAGAACCUGUCAAGAGGACCAUCAUACCGAGAAGGCAUUACUUAGGCCUCUCAGCUCCUCCUCUGAUUCCUCCUAAAGACCCCCCACUGCCUGGACCUGGUCAGUAUGACAUUGUGAACGACACCAGACCUCCUAAACACCUCAUGGCCAGCGCUGUGUUCCUGUCCAACACACACAGACAGCCACACCACACCAGAGGACAUGGCGUGCCAGGGCCAGGCUCCUAUGAGCCAGACGUCCCUACAAAGCGCUCGUUCCUACACAAUCAAGCCAACAUGUGGAUCCCGGCGUAGAGACAAGCUUUCAGGAGAAAGACAUUACAGCACUGCAGUCCCUGUUUAUGGGACACCGACUUUACAGAAAUUAAUUUACAGCUCUAAAUUUACAUUUUAGAGCUGUAUAUGACCACGUUCCAUAAAUGUAUUACACAUCAAAAUUGAAUAUUAUAUUGUUUAAUUUUUAUUUAGUGACCCGAUUUAUCACUUUCCAUUUUCUUAAGCAUUUAAGAGGACAAGAAAAUGGUGAAAUUUAGCUAAUUUCGAAAAGACAUUUUACUCAUUAAACAACUGAUUAAUUUGAUUAACUGACUGAGUAACCGGCUGACCAUCUGACUGAGUUUAUAUGUGACUGACUGACUGAAUAACUGACUGUCUGACUGACUGACAAACUGACUCUCACUGAAUGACUGACUAACUGACUAAAUAACUGAUUAACUGAUAGACUGACUGACUGAUUGAUUGAAUGACUGACUGACUGACUGACUCUGACUGAAUGACUGACUGAUCGACUGACUGACUGAUUGAUUGAAUGACUGUCUGACUGACUGACAAACUGACUCUCACUGAAUGACUGACUGAUCGACUGACUGACUGAUUGAUUGAAUGACUGACUGACUGACUGACUCUGACUGAAUGACUGACUGAUCGACUGACUGAGUAACUGACUGACUGAUUGAUUGACUAAUUAACUUACUGAGUAACUGACUGACUGAGUAACUGACUGACUGAUUGAUUGAAUGACUGACUGACUGACUGACUGACUGAGACUUACUGACUGACAGUUUAAGUGACUGAGUUUCUAAGUAACUAAAUUUUAUUUAUUGACCGACAAACUAGUCAAAUGACAGAGUGAUCGAGUAACUAACUGACCAAAUAAACAGUGUACUGACUAAUGUCCCAAACAUCUGAGUAACUGACUGACAAAUUGAACGAGUAACAUGAGUGUAUAUUUUACUGACUGAGUAACCAGCUGACUAACUGAUAGUGUGACUGAUGAUCAUUUGACUUAACCCAGCUGUGAAUAUGGCACCGUGUCAGAAAUGUGAAACAUUUUGCAGCCAGUUGUUCAUUUUCCAAUGUUACUUUAAUCAUCCAUUACUGUGGAUGCAGAAAUUAGCCUGUUGCUAAUCACAGACUAACAGCUGAAUGUUCCUGUUUAACAGCUGAUGCUGGAUCAGUUUGGGUGCCUACGGUAUGUGACGAAAGAAGCCUAACGCACUGAUCCAGGGUCAGUCAUAGAGCAGUUGGAGUAACAGGAUCUCAGAGCCACAACAACUGUGG